This is a messenger RNA of Austrofundulus limnaeus, 2676 nucleotides long. RefSeq names its product galactosidase, beta 1 (gene glb1). The transcript has 15 exons. Bases 242 to 2293 code for a protein of 683 amino acids. The record is from RefSeq and is a predicted model, not a curated record. Gene Ontology annotation, biological process: carbohydrate metabolic process. Gene Ontology annotation, molecular function: beta-galactosidase activity. Lineage: Eukaryota; Metazoa; Chordata; Actinopteri; Cyprinodontiformes; Rivulidae.
AUAACUAGAGCGAUAAGCCUGCAUAUGAAAAAGCUGGACAACACCGCCACCUACCGACUAAAAUUAGCCACUGCAAUUGAAUCACAUGACUUUACUUCCGCAACUCAUGAUGUCUGUCAUUAAAAACAUGCACAAAGGGAGUAUAUGGACAGUAGCUGGCAGUGUUCGUGUUAAAGUUGAACGGGAAGAAGUUUGGUUAAGUAUCUGCAUUUGAAACCGGAGAGCGAUAAGAAGAUCCAUUAUGACUCGGAUCAGACUGGACAUGAUCUUUCUGCUGCUGCUUCUGUCUGGACGCUCACUCGGAGCCUCUCCAUCAUUCAGCCUGGACUAUCAGAACAACUGCUUUCUUAAAGACGGAGAACCGUUUCGUUACAUAUCAGGCAGCAUCCACUACAGCAGGAUCCCCCGGGUCUACUGGAAGGACCGGCUGCUGAAAAUGUACAUGGCCGGCCUGAACGCCAUCCAGACCUACAUUCCAUGGAACUACCACGAAGAGUUUCCGGGUCAGUAUAAUUUUACUGGAGACAGAGACGUGGAAUAUUUCCUUAAGCUGGCUCARGACAUCGGUAUGGUGGUCAUCCUCCGCCCGGGACCGUAUAUAUGUGCUGAGUGGGACAUGGGCGGUCUGCCUGCCUGGCUUCUCAACAAGAAAAACAUGGUGCUGCGAUCAUCAGACCCAGGUGAGCCGCAGAGACGCAGUGAGCAACAUACAACAGAAAAUACACAACACUGUGGUUCGUGUGUGUGUGUGUGUGUGUGUGUGUGUGUGUGCGCUCCAGAUUACAUCACAGCUGUGGAUAAAUGGAUGGGGAAGUUACUGCCAAUGAUCAAACCUUACCUGUAUCAGAACGGAGGUCCCAUCAUCACUGUACAGGUGGAGAAUGAAUACGGCAGCUACUUCGCCUGCGACUACAACUACAUGCGCCACCUGAUGCAGCUGUUCAGGUCUUACCUGGGUGAGCAGGUGGUUCUGUUCACAACGGACGGCGCGGGGCUGAACUACCUGAAGUGUGGCUCAUUGCAGGGGCUGUACGCCACGGURGACUUUGGGCCUGGUUCAAACAUAACUGCUGCCUUUGAUGCACAGCGACACGUUGAGCCAAAUGGACCUUUGGUGAACUCAGAGUUUUACACCGGUUGGCUGGACCACUGGGGGUCCCACCACUCCAUCGUAUCUUCCGCCUUAGUGGCCAAAUCGCUCAAUGAGAUCCUGUCCAUGAAGGCAAACGUCAACCUGUACAUGUUCAUCGGUGGAUCAAACUUUGGAUACUGGAAUGGAGCCAACUCGCCGUACGCCGCUCAGCCCACAAGCUACGACUACGACGCUCCGCUGACGGAGGCGGGAGACCUGACGGAGAAAUACUUCGCCAUCCGAGAUGUCAUYAGACUGUUUAAUAAAAUACCAGAGGGACCAGUUCCACCAUCAACACCAAAGUUUGCAUACGGUGCUGUUAAAAUGAAGAAGCUGCAGACGGUGUUAGACGCUGUGGAAACUCUGUCUUUCUCCGGUCCUGUUAAAAGCAUGUACCCACAGACCUUCAUAGAUUUAAAUCAGGUGUUUGGGUUUGUUCUUUACAGGACGAAGCUGCCUGUUAACUGCAGCGAAACGCCUCUGUCCUCGCCGCUGAACGGGGUCCACGACAGAGCGUACGUGUCUGUAGACAAGUCAGCUGUAGGGAUCCUUGAAAGGAAUAAAGUCAUAACCAUGAACGUGACUGGGAAUGCAGGCAGCCAGCUGGAUGUGCUGGUGGAGAACAUGGGCCGAAUCAACUAUGGGAGAGACAUCAAUGACUUCAAGGGUCUGGUGUCCAAUCUGACUCUCGGGGGAGUCCCUCUGACUGGCUGGACGAUGUACAGUCUCAGCAUCGAUGAGGCAGUCAGCCAGGGUCUGCUAGGACACGGAUCACAUCCUGGGACAGAUCCACCUCAGCCUGCUGCUCUGUCUCUUCCUACUUUCUAUGAGGGCAGCUUUAUAAUCCCUGACGGAAUCCCAGACCUCCCUCAAGAUACCUACGUCAAGCUGCCCAAUUGGAGAAAGGGGCAGAUCUGGAUUAACGGCUUUAAUUUGGGGCGUUACUGGCCAGCCCGCGGCCCUCAGGUGACUCUUUUUGUCCCCGCCAACAUCCUCAGGACCUCCGCGCCCAACAAUGUGACCAUCCUGGAGCUGGAAGGGGCGCCGUGUGGCUCCCAGCCGUGCAUUGUGGAGUUCACGGACACCCCGAUCCUGAACGCAACGGUCUCCUCUAAACCCACACACCACCGACGGCUGUUUGUUAAAGAGGAUUUACUGUGAUAUUSAAGGAAACGCUCCGCUGCACUAACGGAAUCAAUUUGCACUUUAGUCUCGGUGUACUGGCCUUAAAUCAUCACUUGUUUUGUAAACAGAUGUGUGCCUACUUUAUUUGAAACUGUUAUGUAAGAAAAAAAAUGAUCAUUUAGGGAAUAUAAUACCAACUUACCUUUAAAUUCUGGUGUUAAAUUAGUUUUUUCUACCUCACUGAUUCUGUGCAACAGAUUUUUUUCUGUCUCUUAAAGGGAUUGCCGGGUAAAAGCUAUUUCAUCACAUUUUUAUCACAUUGUGKAAUCCAGGGAAUAUGUAUUUUUCAUGUUAAAUCCUCUUCUGGGAAAUAUGUGUUUACAGUGAAAUUUUACAACUAAUAAAGUGUUAAAACUGGA